Messenger RNA from Rotaria socialis, 2715 nucleotides. The record is from the annotation of a GenBank genome assembly. Lineage: Eukaryota; Metazoa; Rotifera; Eurotatoria; Philodinida; Philodinidae.
AUGUCAACAAAGGAAAAAGACAAAAUAGCAGAAGGAACUGAAUUAAAGGAAUUAAGUGAAGAAUAUGAACGUAAACAAAAACAACAGCAUCAAGGUCAAGAUAAUAUUAAAAUGACCCCGAAAAGAAGAAGACACGAAGAUAAUGAAAAUGAAAUUAUUGAAAUGGACCAAGACUCAUUCCAAAUGGUCCAAAAUAAAAAUAAAAAUAAAAAAACUCGUUCAUUAGUUAAUCCUGAAGAACAGAAUAUAUUAAAUGAAAAUACGAAACAAAUACCAUAUCCGGAACAAAAACAAAACGAAAGAAGAAACAACAACGGUCGAAGUAUGAUCAUAUUUAAUUCAAGAAAUCAAAAUGAAAGAUAUCAAAAAGAAAACCAAAACAGUUAUGAAUUAAACCAAAGCAGUAGAAACAAAAAAAAUGUUACACGUGAUUUAAUUGAAGAAAUAGACACUCAGCAUCAAUCACAAAGAAAUGUUACUCAUCAAGCUCUACAAUAUGCAGUAGGUAAUCAACUUCCUCCACUCAAAAUAUCAUGUAAUCCAGCAGUUAAAAACCAUACGGAAGGAUCCAAUAUAAUAAAGGAACUUUUCUCACAAAUGAAAAAUGAUUUUAUUAAACAAAAUAAAUUGUAUAAUCGCCCAAUUGGUUUUGAUACAUGGUACAUUGACAAGCAAGGUUCUUUAUUAUGUUUUACCAAAGAAAUCGAACUUUUCGUUUAUCUAUGGGAUACUUCCAACUAUCCAUUAAAAAUAUUAAAUACAAUUAUAAAUCCAAUACCACCCACUCAUCUUCCACCUCAACAUUCUAUUAUAUUAAAAUUUGUUCCAAGCAUGAUUGCAACGGAAGAAAUUGAAGAAGCUAUAUCGGAUAUAUGUCAAUCGAAAAUUCUUAUUGCAGAAAUGAAAGGAUCAAUGACGACCAAAUCGAGACAUAUUCGAAUUGAUAUAACAUCAAAAGACGAAGUUAGAAAAUUAUUGAACAGUGGCUAUAUAUCAGUAGGUGGUUAUCUAAUCGAGGUUGACGAAUUCCUUGCUCCUCCUCAAAUACUCAUAUGCUCAAGAUGUAACAAACCCGGACAUAUUAAGAAGCAAUGCAAUGAAACUUAUGAUAAAUGUCGUCGCUGCGGUUUAAAUAAAUUACAAGGUGAUCAUCUACAAUGUGUCAUAAAAUGUCAUCAUUGCAAUGAAGAUCAUUUAGCCACUGAUUAUCGAUGUCCUAUAAUAAUUAAAUAUAGACGAGAUCUUAUUGAUGUAUUAAGAAAAAAACCUGAAUUACUUCCGCAAAAUGUUCAAUUAUUUAUCCCAGUUGAAUUCAGAAACGGUGGUAAAAAUACUAUAGGUAAUGCAAUAAUAAAAAAUACAGCUUCUCCAUAUGUACACAAUCCCGCACACACAAAUGCAUGGCCACCACUACAACAAAUGCCAUUAACAACAAAUAUAAAUGAAUGUACAACAAAAAUCCAAGAUGAUAUGAUAAAACAAAUUGAUGUAUUACAAAAAGAUUACGAACACUUAAAACAAGAAUUUAUGAGGAAAGAAAACGAAUUAACAACGAAACACAAUAAUUAUAAAGUAAAGCUCGGUGCAAUGCUGAAUCUAUUAGUUCUACAAAAUAACCAACAAAAUGAAAGUAUUAACAAAAUCUACACAGUGGUGAACGAACUUGUUCCAAUAGUGGCAGACUCUCUUAAAGCUAUGCAUAUGUGCACAGCAAAAACAAUAAACAGUACAAAUGAUUCGAAUCUACAAAAGGAAUAUAGAACAUUUCAACUUACUCUGGAGCAAGGUCUUAACAUGUUAAACGACCGCAACGAUUUAAUAAUUGAACAUCAACGAUCAACCAUCUCAUUAACUGAAAAAACAAACGAUCUAUUCCGGCAAGGUAUUGAACUUAUGUCUUUAAAUGAACAAGGUACACCUUAUGAGAAAAAACGUAUAAAUGAAAUUUUAAUAGAAUGGAAUUCACGUAUCUCUAUAUCUAGUAUGUGUAAGAGCUGGAUGAAAGAACGACCAACAGUUUCAUCAGAGAAUUUAACAUUUAUAGUAUAUAAUGUAGAAGGACUGAGUAUGCAUAUAACAGACAUUGAUAUUCUUAUAAACAACUAUAGACCACAUUUAUUUAUGUUAACAGGGGUAGGAACAGCCACAAGAAAUCUUCCUACAUUCCAGGAUUACAGUGGCGUAGCUCAAAGUGGUAGUAACUCCUAUGGAGGAGUAGCUAUCUUAUACAACAGUAAAUUGAAGUUAACAGUAAUAGAAAAGGAGGAAAACUUUUUAGUAAUGGAAAUGCUUCUAAAUAGUGAAAUAAUAAAAGUGGGGGCUAUAUAUGUUCCACCAUCUUCCUAUCCACCAUUCCAUCUUCUUUCUAAAUAUACAGAUCAUCCGUUUAUUUUUUGCGGAGACUUUAAUGCGAAGCACGUAGACUGGAACUGUAUUAAAAACAAUACGAGCGGAAAUCAAUUAGCACAAUGGAUCGAAAAUUCAGGAGUAGAAAUUAUCAACCCAGGAAAAGCAACGUCUCGUAGAUCAGAAGCAAUAAUAGAUUUUGGGAUUACAAAUGACGCAAGUGGCUGGCAAACAGAAGUACUCGAAGAAGGCUCUUCUGACCAUCGACCCAUAAUUUUUCAAUCACCUUACAGUAUAAAUAUUCAAGCAACUGUUUUUCAAUUGAGUUCAGUUAAAACUAAACAAUAUGCUCAACAUUACAAUACGUAA